Penicilliopsis zonata CBS 506.65 is the source of this 1401-nucleotide messenger RNA. RefSeq lists its product as hypothetical. The record is from RefSeq and is a predicted model, not a curated record. The coding region runs from base 1 to 1401 and encodes 466 amino acids. NCBI's taxonomy places the organism in Eukaryota, Fungi, Ascomycota, Eurotiomycetes, Eurotiales, Aspergillaceae. Gene Ontology annotation, molecular function: protein binding. The transcript is spliced from 3 exons.
AUGAGCCAGCUACUUACUGCGCGGCAGGCAGAGGAGCUCCACAAAUCCAUCAUCGCCUAUCUGGCGUCUGCCAACCUGCCUCAGAGCUCGGGGACUCUGCGAGAAGAACUGGGCGAUUCGGUGAACAUCGACGAUGCAACGGUUAAGAAGUAUGAGGGGCUAUUAGAGAAGAAAUGGACCAGCGUGGUUCGCUUGCAGAAGAAAAUUAUGGAUCUGGAAUCCCGUUGCGCUUCGCUUCAAGCCGAGUUGGAUUCUGCGACGCCCACAUCGCUAUCGCGACGAAAUCAAGAUCCGGCGUCGUGGCUGCCACGCGCACCUGCCCGCCAUAACCUGCAAUCGCACCGCGAUCCUGUCAACUGUGUUGCUUUCCACCCUGUCUUCUCAUCACUUGCGUCCGGCUCUGACGAUACAACGAUCAAGGUCUGGGACUGGGAGCUGGGGGAGUUAGAGCGGACAAUCAAGGGUCAUACCAAGGCAGUGCUAGAUGUGGAUUACGGCGGGCCUCGAGGAGGCACGUUACUGGCGUCGUGUUCAUCCGACCUGACCAUCAAAUUGUGGGAUCCGUCAGAUGAGUACAAGAAUAUCCGAACACUCCCUGGCCAUGACCAUAGUGUCUCCGCGAUACGAUUCAUCCCGUCUGGAGCGGCUGGCUCUCCCAUGUCGGGAAAUCUAUUGGUCUCUGCGUCUCGAGACAAGACUCUGCGGAUAUGGGACGUGACUACCGGGUACUGCGUCAAGACAUUACAGGGUCAUGCGGGCUGGGUGCGCGAUGUCACUCCCUCUCUUGAUGGCCGCUUUCUUUUCUCGGCUGGAGAUGACCAAAUCCCUCGACUGUGGGAUAUCUCUUCGGGGGAGACGAAGGCGACCUUCCUUGGCCAUGAGCACGUAGUAGAGUGCGUUGCUUUCGCACCAGCAGCCAGUUACCCACAUCUGGCGGCUAUUGCAGGGCUGAAAAAACCACCUUCGGCUUCGUCAUCGGCCGAGUUUGUCGCUACCGGUUCUCGUGACAAGACUAUCCGACUGUGGGAUUCUCGAGGGACCCUAAUCAAGACGCUGGUUGGCCAUGAUAACUGGGUUCGAGCUCUGGUCUUUCACCCAGGUGGGAAAUACCUCCUAUCCGUAUCCGAUGACAAGACCCUCCGUUGCUGGGAUCUGACGCAGGAGUGUAAAUGUGUCCGGACCCUGAACAUCCACGAGCACUUUGUCAGCUGCCUGCGAUGGGCGCCUCCUCUUAUUAAAGAUACCGGGCUCAAUGGUGACGCCGGUGUGAACGGCAGUCCCACGCCUACCGCAACGACAAACGGCUCCAAAGAGGACGCCAAUCCCGCGGCCAAGAUGUCCAUCAGGUGCGUCCUGGCGACUGGCAGCGUGGACCUUAACGUACGCGUUUUUGCAUCAUAA